UGGUGCUUUCCGGGUGGUUAUUCGCGCUCGCUCCCGAUUUUAUCCAGCAUCUCAGCAUCUCGAUGAUCUGUCGGCUCAAGGUUGCGGAUUAAUUUAGCGUCUGACAGGCGAAAUUAAGCGGCAGCUUUCAAGGAAAGCACUCAUUUUUAUCUGAAGAAAUUAUUUGAGUGAAUGUUUCUUGACUAUUAAGCUUAAGAGACUUUGGAGUAAAUUAUGCGCCAAUGAUAGCCGGCGGGACUUAUGGAUGAAGUUGUUUUUAGGGAUUACAAAACAACGAAUGUUUUGGACAUUUUUGUGUCUCAUAUAUUAAGGACUUGUUCACAGUUAUAAACUUUAUGCAGUGUUUUUAUUCUAGAACUUAAAGUUAAUUCUUGUUCACUUCUUGUGAUAAAAUAGUGUAAUAUACAAACUACUUGACAAUUAGUUCAGAUUUUUGGAUGUUCAGUGUACAAACUAUUUAUGUAGGAUCUAGAAUACCCCAUACAGUAUUAAGAUAAGCUCAAAACAAUGUUAGAAGAACACCUUUAAAUGCACGAAUGAUCAACCAAUCAUCGCCAUCCAGUGUCGUUAUAAAUAAUUAACCGGUCCCGGUCAUGUAGGAACGAAAAAUGUCCAGCGCGGGGUUUCUGGUUGUCGUGCUAGUGCUCCUCGUAACGUGUUCGGUGGCCGAACUGGCAACCGAGUUCGCGGAAGCCAGCGAAGGCAGCACGGCGAAUUUACCGUGCACUCUGGUAGCCAGUGACUAUCCGGACAAAAUCAGUAACAUUUUGUGGUACCGCGGCGAAGAGGAAUCGCCGAUUUACAAGUACGAAGCGCGCGGCUCGUAUCCGCAACACACGGCCGAUCCUGUUCUACAAAAUCGGUAUUUUUUAAGAGUGGCCGGUGACCAGGCGUUGUUGACGAUAUCGCCAGUGAAAAAUUUGGACGAGGGUUUGUUUCAUUGUAGAGUGGAUUUUCUGCGGUCGCCUACGAAGAUUACACAUGUUAACUUGACUGUUAUAGUGCCCCCAACAAACGUCCAAGUGAGUGACCGGAUAGGACCUAUAAAAAAAGAUGUGACAGAGGCUUAUGCUGAAGGUGCAAGUCUAACACUUCUUUGUACAGCUUCAGGAGGUAAACCUCUCGCGAAGGUUUCUUGGUGGAGAAAUCAAUCACUGAUCACAGACGAAACGCAAUACUUCCAAGAACGUGCCAAAUCACAAAGCAUUCUUAAAAUAGAUAAAUUAACAAGGUCGCAUCUUUUAGCGGUCUACAGCUGUGAAGCUAACAACAGUAAACGUCAACCACCGUUAGUUGUACGUGUUGCUAUCGAUAUGUACCUGAGACCGCUGGAGGUCGUACUUGUAGGAAAUAGUCUGCAAUUUAGUACGGGAAAGAAGUACAAUAUUACUUGCGAAUCGAGAGGAUCCAGACCUCCUGCUGGGAUAACUUGGUGGAAGGAUGGCCGACGUUUAGAAGGUGGAGACAUGGUAGUGAGUGCGGAUGGGAACGUCACCACCAGCGCGUUACAUUUUGUGCCAAAAGCAAGUGAUCAUGGCCUUACUUUGGCCUGUAAGGCUUCUAAUCAACGAAUACCUUUUAGUGAAAUUCAACGAACCUGGAUGCUCAAAGUUUUAUAUCCGCCGAAAGUAAACAUGACCCUCGGACACGGAUUAGACGGUAGCAAUAUUAACGAGGGUGCUGACGUUUAUUUCGAGUGUCAUCUUGUCGCUAAUCCUUGGGUACAUCGAGUAUGGUGGCUCAGAGACGGGGAAAGACUGUUAAGCAACGCAACUACCGGUGUUAUAGUUAGCAAUCAAACCUUGGUUUUACAGGGUGUCAGUAGAAGUAGUUCAGGUCAUUAUGCCUGUGAAGCGACCAACGAAGAAGGUUCUUCAAUAAGUCCAGCGUUUCAUUUGCGUGUCAAAUUCGAACCGAUUUGUAAAGAAGGCAUAGCUAGAAAAAUUAUUGGGGCUGCUAAGGAUGAACCUGUUCAAGUAAAAUGCAAGGUUGAUUCUGAACCACCAGCCAUCGAAUUCCGUUGGAGCUUCAACAGCACACCGGGUAUCUCCAGAGAUCUGACCAAACACGCCAAACAGGAGAGUGGUAUCAGUGUACUAACCUACGUUCCUCAUGAAGCUGCUGAUUAUGGUACUCUUCAGUGUUGGGGUCGCAACGAUAUCGGUUGGCAAAGGAUAUCUUGUACCUACCAUGUGGUACCUGCUGGUAGACCGGAUCCACCGCAAGCCUGUGGCUUGAUGAACGUUACACACCAUUCGGUGGUCGUGUCGUGUCAAAAAGGAUUUGAUGGAGGUUUGAAGCAAAAAUUCGUGCUGGUCUUAUACUCAGGAGACUUGCCGGUUGCCAAUAUUUCGGCUCUCACCAGUCCCGAAUUUUACAUUCCUAGUUUGGAACCAGCCCAAGAAUAUUACGCCACAAUUUAUUCGAUCAACUCGAAAGGUUCUUCAAAGUUCACUUCACCUAUCCUGAUGCGUACUUUACCAGCUCCUGGCCUAAAAGAGCUCAGACGAUCCACAGAACCAACCGAAAAACCCAAAAUAGGAAUUUCUGGUCCGUGGUUGUACAUUCUAUUAGCUGGAGGAUCCACUUUUAUUGUAGCUGCCGCUGUUGCACUUGUCGUUUUUGCGGUUAGAAGAUUUAGGGUUGAUACACCAGUAAGGCGUCAACCUGUAGGCAGACCGAAACUGGAAGAGACUCCUUCGAAUGUUUUGGCCCAGCCUAUUAUGACUGAUAGUAUUCCGGAUGAUGAUAAUAAUCCGGAUCUUAUUCCUCCAACAUAUGAAAGUCUAAUCGAUUCCUCUUCACUCCUUCCCUACACGAUAACUGCGCGUCCGCAAAUAAAACGCAACAGCGCAACGCAAAUGCCAGUGAAACCGUACCACGUGACCUGGGCGCCGAUACUCCAGUCGCGCAACUGUUCCACGCAGACGCCCCCACCACACAAAGAAAGUUCCGUCUAGCCUCCGGAGAACGUUCUGCUCUACCUUCACCUCUACCACCAAGAGCCCUGCGAAGCACCUACUGCAGGACCAUCUGCUGCGAAUUUACUAUUGAACCCCAAUCAGAAGUCUCGGCACCGGGACCAAUACCACCUGUGAUAUUUGUGAAUAUCUCUCGUAUUUUUAAGCAUCAUUAAUUAUUAAGUGAUUUAAUUAAGAUUAUAAAUAAAAAAUAAACUGUUACGCUGUUAAUAUUAAUAUUAUUUCUUGUCGAUGAAAUAUGUCAUUAAAUGUGGAGUUUUG
This is a messenger RNA of Ceutorhynchus assimilis (cabbage seed weevil), 3242 nucleotides long. The record is from the annotation of a GenBank genome assembly. NCBI's taxonomy places the organism in Eukaryota, Metazoa, Arthropoda, Insecta, Coleoptera, Curculionidae.